AUGGCCCUUUACGGUGCGCCCGUUUGGUCACACCGACUAACGUGCGCCCGCCGCUGCAAGACUAAGAUCCUGAAUCUGCAGCAGAGAGUGGCCAUCCACAUGGUGCGGGGAUAUCGCACAAUAUCGUGGCGCACAACACAAGGCGGCGACCCAUCUGGCGUGCUUUCCGCCGUUGGACAUCUUGGCGGAGAGGGACACGAGGGUCUACGACCGGACUCGCGCCCUUCGUCAAAGUGGCGGAAGAGCAGCGAAGGGCUCUCUCGACGUCUGCGUGGAGAUCGGUACGCGCAUAAACGCGUCGUGAGUGCGAUCCUGCCGGCCUUCGAGGCCUGGAUGCGUAGGAAGCGACGAGUCACCUUCCGACUUACACAAGUACUGACUGGUCACGGUUGCUCUGGAGAGUACUUGUGUAAGAUCGGACGCGAGGCGACGGCGGUCCAAGAAAUCGGGCGAAAUCUCUCCCUGCGGGCAGUUGUGUCGGCGAUGCUACGCAGGGAAUCGGCGUGGGAGGUCGUAGUCUCCUUCUGUGAGACCGUCAUGGUCCAGAAGGAGAUUGCGGAGCGGGCUCGGGAGAGGGCUGAUCCCGCCUGGCGGAGACGACCCACGGGUCGUCCUCCCGGCCUCCAAGCCCCAUUGCCCGGGGCGGAAUAA
Molecule: messenger RNA, 651 nt
Organism: Vanessa tameamea
Lineage: Eukaryota; Metazoa; Arthropoda; Insecta; Lepidoptera; Nymphalidae
Exons: 2
Coding region: 1-651 (216 amino acids)
Source: RefSeq, a predicted model, not a curated record